Molecule: messenger RNA, 6211 nt
Organism: Ruditapes philippinarum (Manila clam)
Lineage: Eukaryota; Metazoa; Mollusca; Bivalvia; Venerida; Veneridae
Product: methionine synthase-like
Exons: 27
Coding region: 112-3459 (1115 amino acids)
Biological process (GO): pteridine-containing compound metabolic process
Molecular function (GO): methionine synthase activity; zinc ion binding; cobalamin binding
Source: RefSeq, a predicted model, not a curated record
UGGUUUUCUAGGGACAUGGUUAAUAUGCUCAUUUGGUCUCUGACCGGCAAACUGAUAGCACAGAACAAGAGUGUUGAUUUGUUUAAAACAUCUAACAUAUAAUAACUGAAAAUGACAUCUCAAGUUAAAUGCGAAAAUUUAAAUGGGACCAGCAAAGGUGACAUAAAGAUGGAAAUUCUAUCAACAAUGAAGGAGAGAAUUAUGAUAUUUGAUGGGGGAAUGGGAACCAUGAUCCAGCAGCACAGAUUUGAGGAAGAAGAUUUCAGAGGAGAAGAGUUUAAAGAUCAUCCUAAAAGUCUGAAAGGAAACAAUGAUUUGUUGUCCCUGACCAAACCUGAUGUGAUCUAUGAGAUUCAUAAGAGUUACCUGGAUGCUGGAGCAGAUUUUAUAGAGACCAAUACAUUUAGUGGAACAACAAUAGCACAAGCUGACUAUGGGAUGGAACAUAUUGUAUCGGGUACUAUUGUUGACAAAAGUGGUAGGACAUUGUCAGGACAAACAACAGAGGCAUUUAUUAUCAGUGUGUCUCAUGCAAAACCAAUGUGCUUAGGUUUAAACUGUGCUCUGGGUGCAUCAGAAAUGAGACCAUUCUUGCAGGCAGUCAGUGACAACACAACUGCAUAUACUAUAUGCUAUCCGAAUGCAGGGUUACCAAACACAUUUGGUGAGUAUGAUGAAACUCCAGAGAUGAUGGCUGCACAGUUAAAGAGUUUUGCCCAGGCUGGAUUAUUGAACAUUGUAGGAGGAUGUUGUGGAACAACACCAGAACAUAUAGGAGCUAUCAAGGAAGCUGUGCAGCAGUAUGAACCAAGGAUACCACCUAGCUCUAUAAAUGAAGGUUACAUGCUACUAUCUGGAUUAGAAGCCACUAAAAUAGGACCAUACACAAACUUUGUCAAUAUCGGUGAGAGGUGUAAUGUGGCAGGUUCCCGAAAAUUUGCGAGGUUGAUCACGAGUGGAAACUACGAUGAAGCUUUAACCAUAGCUAAAACACAAGUAGAAAACGGUGCACAGAUUAUUGAUAUUAAUAUGGAUGAAGGAAUGUUAGAUGGUGUCGCUGCUAUGACAAAAUUUGUGAAUCUCAUCGCGUCAGAACCGGACAUUGCAAAGGUUCCACUGUGUAUCGACUCGUCAAACUUUGCUGUGAUUGAGGCAGGUUUGAAAUGCUGUCAGGGAAAGUGUAUAGUUAAUAGUAUAAGUUUGAAGGAGGGAGAGGCAGACUUUGUAGAGAAAGCGUUGAAGAUAAAACAGUAUGGUGGUGCUGUGGUUGUCAUGGCAUUUGACGAGACUGGACAGGCAACAGAAUCAGCAAGGAAAGUUGAAAUAUGUACCAGGUCAUACAAUAUUCUUGUCAACAAAGUCGGUUUUAACCAGAAUGAGAUUAUAUUUGACCCAAACAUCCUCACCAUAGCAACAGGUAUGGAAGAACAUGACAGAUACGGUGUAGAAUUUAUAGAGGCAACAACAAAGAUCAAGGAGACUUUACCUGGUGCUAGAGUGAGCGGUGGACUGUCAAAUUUCUCUUUCUCCUUCAGAGGUAUGGAGGCAGUGAGAGAGGCCAUGCAUAGUGUGUUUCUGUACCAUGCCAUAAAGGCAGGUAUGGAUAUGGGUAUUGUGAAUGCUGGAUGUUUGCCAGUAUAUGAUGAUAUUGAGCCUAAAUUGCUAGAAAUGUGUGAGAAUUUACUGUGGGCUAAAGAUCCAAAUGGUACAGACAAACUGCUAUUAUAUGCACAGUCAAUGGGAAAAGAUGCAAAGAAAGCUGCAGUAAGUGAUGAGUGGAGAAACAAAGAUGUUGAAGAAAGGCUGUCAUACUCUCUGAUAAAGGGUAUAGACAAGUUUGUUGUAGAAGACACUGAAGAGGCCCGACAAAAUUCACAGAGAUAUCCACGACCAUUGAAUGUCAUAGAGGGACCUUUGAUGAAGGGUAUGAGUAUAGUUGGAGAUCUGUUUGGUGCUGGGAAAAUGUUUUUGCCACAAGAAUCAGCAUUUGUUGGUACAGUUGUAAUUGCGACAGUGAAAGGGGAUGUUCAUGAUAUUGGCAAAAAUAUCGUAGCUGUUGUACUUGGUUGUAAUAACUUCAAAGUGAUAGAUUUAGGUGUGAUGACACCAUGUGAUAAGAUUAUACAGACAGCCAUUGAACAUAAUGCAGAUAUUAUUGGUUUGUCUGGGUUGAUCACUCCAUCAUUAGAUGAGAUGAUUUACGUUGCCAAGGAGAUGGAGAGAAUAGGACUCAAAGUGCCCCUUCUUAUUGGAGGUGCAACAACAUCCAAGACUCAUACUGCUGUAAAGAUAGCACCAAGAUACUCACAACCUGUUAUACAUGUUCUAGAUGCUUCCAAAAGUGUUGUUGUGUGUAGUACCUUACUAGGAAAGGAUGAUAGGGAAGAGUAUAUAGAGGAGAUAGACGAGGAAUAUGAGGAAAUCAGAUCUGACCACUAUGAUUCUCUCAAGGACAAAAAAUAUUUGACAUUAGAAAAAGCUCAAGAAAAAAGGUUUAAGAUAGACUGGAUAGGAGAGUCAGUGCCUGUUGCUCCAUCAUUUAUUGGUGUAAAGAAAUUUGAGAAUUACGACCUGAACAAAUUAAUACCCUAUAUAGACUGGAAACCAUUCUUUGAUGUAUGGCAACUUAGAGGAAAAUAUCCAAAUAGAGGAUAUCCUAAAAUAUUCAAGGAUAAAACUGUUGGUACUGAAGCCAAGAAGGUAUAUGAUGAUGCCCAGAAAAUGUUGGGAGAGAUAGUAAAAUCAGGGAGUAUCAAGGCUCAUGGUAUAGUGGCAUUCUACCCUGCCAGCAGUGUAGGUGAUGAUAUAGAAGUGUACAGUGAGACCGGGGAACACCUCCAAACUCUACAUGGUCUUAGACAACAGGCUGUAAAAGACUCCGCAUCUAGUGACCCCUAUGCCUGUUUAUCAGAUUUUAUUGCUCCAAAAGAGACUGGACUUCAGGAUCAUAUAGGCUUGUUUGCUGUUACAGCCGGCCAUGGGGUCGACAAAAUGUGCAAGAAGUUUGAGAGUCAGUAUGAUGAUUACAGUAUUAUUAUGGUGAAAGCAUUAGCAGACAGACUGGCAGAGGCUUUUGCUGAAGAGUUACAUGAGAGAGUUAGGAAAGAGCUGUGGGGCUAUGUAUCGGAGGAAGCUUUAGAUGCUGCAGGUCUACAUAAAAUCAAAUAUCAGGGUAUAAGACCAGCGCCUGGGUAUCCUAGUCAACCAGAUCACACGGAGAAAGAAAUUAUGUGGAAACUAAUGGAUGCAGAUAGUGUAGGUAUAACACUAACAGAAUCACUGGCAAUGGAGCCAGCUGCGUCCGUCUCAGGUCUAUAUUUCGCAAACAAACACAGUACAUACUUUGCCACCGGCAAAAUAAACAAAGACCAAGUACAGAGUUAUGCCGCACGUAAACAAAUGAGUGUAUCGGACAUAGAACGGUGGUGUAACAGUGUACUAGCUUAUGACCCUGAGUAAUAGAUAAACUGCAUACCAGUAGAUCCGAACUUGAGCAAAUUGGGAUACAUAUGUGGAGAUUUUAUUUUUGUAUCAAAAUAGAAUUCACGUGUACUAUCAAAGCUGCUAAUGUACUAGAAGAGUGCUUGAAAUAAAUUUGUUAUUGAUCUCUAUUGUAAAAAGAUUAAUAUUCAAAAACAAAAAUAUGAACAAAAACGGUGUUUAUAAUUAUGUGAUUUUUAUGACAAAAAACUGUAAAUGUUUGUGCCUUUCACAUGACAAUUCUUCAUUAGGCCACAUUAAAAAAAUUGUUGGUUUGUAACUCGGUAGUUAAUUAAUUCAUUCACUCAAAGCCCAAGAUUCAUUUAACUUUUGGCAAUGAUUGACAGGUAAAAAAAACUCAUUUAAGUUAUUUUUUCAAUGUAAAAAAAAUUGUAUAACUAUGGUAAUCAUUUUAAUAACGCGGGGUCAUGUAACACCAAACCCAACAUCUUUUUGAAGAAUGGCCUUGUCAAAUGUUUUAAAGGAUCAAAGAGAUGAAAUGGAAUUUUAUCUGUCACAAAGGUUGGUAUAUUUAUGAUGUAACCAGGGUAUCUGAGUUGUAUUUUUAAUUGCUUUGAUACUCCUAAAGCUAAAAAUGUGCUGCUAUAUUGCCAGUAUUUUUUUGCCAGUUUUGCAAUUGUAUUUAAUAUGUGGGGCAUUAAACUAAAUAUUAAAUUAUUUUACUAAUUGUAACACUAAAAAUAUAGGGCAAAAUUUAUAUCCAUUCCUUAUUUGCAUGUUUUAAUGCAUUUGAUUUGUAAAGUAAUUAUACAUUGGCAUUAGUCCAAAAAAAAGUUCCUGUCCAUGAUUUAUCAAAGGGUCUGGGGGAAUGAUUGCAAAACUGUAUUUAUUUCCUGAAAUACAUGUACAUGUGAUUGUAUAUAUUUGUUACUGAUUUAAACUGAAUUUAUUUGCAGUGGCCAGUGUUAACACUAACAGUGGAAGAUUAUGUUUAGCUUCUUCUCUCCCUUGAUUAAGGUGUUCCAAAAUACAGUUAAGUUAAAAUUUUGUUUAAAACAAAAUUAAAAACAAAAGCAAUGUGUCAAUAUUUCUGAAGAAAAUGAUUUUCACGUCACUUUUCAUUCUAGUGAAUCUUGCAAUAAGAUUUUAUAAAUAUUAUUUUUAUUCUCUUUAUAGCAACAUGUAAGAGUUUCAUUUCUUUUGUAAUGUAACUCCAUGUUGUUAUUGUUAUACAUGAUUACACCUUUAGAACAACUUUUUCCUCAAAAGUUUAUUUUAAAUAUAUUACCACUUGCUCACCUGAUUUACGUAAUGAACUUGUCUCAUUUUAAAUUUGGAAAAGUCCAUAGUAAGUUUUCAGGGAUUUCGGUAUUAUGUAAUCUACAACAUUCAGUAUGAUAGGAAUAAAAAGAUUCUGUCUGCUCUAUAAAGUUGGCAUAGACAAAUUUUAUAACUGCUUCAUGUAAGAGUAAGCAUAAAAAAUCUUUUGUACCUUUUCUGUUAAUUUUUUUUCUUCAAGCCUUUGACAACUUUGUAUGGAUCUUAGAGGAUACAAUAGUGCUUAGUAAAGUCUAUUUACUUCAGUGGAUAGACUUAAAACAUUAUUUUAUCUUUUCAUUAUGUAAUGUGUCAAAUGAAAAAAAAAUCUUUUAAAUCCUUUCCAAAUAACUUAUUUACUAAAUUUACUAUUUUUGUUAAAGUGUGUGUGACAGUGGGUGUAUAAUUUAUUUAAUUCUUGUUGUUUUGUACUGAUAAGUUAUCUUCUACUUAAAAGGUAGAUACUUUUUACAUGAGGAGAUUUUCUUAUGGAUUUUACUUACUUUUAUACAUAUUUGUUAACUGACUAUUUUUUAACAAAGUUUAAAGUUUGUCUUUUAAUACUUUACUGUUUACAUACUUUGUAUUUGGUGCUGUGGUAUCUGGAAUCCAAUUUAUCUUUUAAUAGCAUUAGUUGUAUUGUUUUAUCAAAGUACGCUGAAUAGAAACUGGUUUCAAGGAAAAAAAUGUCAAGCCAAAACAGAAAAUGUUUUUUGCCCUUUUCGUGUCUAUAUAUAGUCAAUUCAGCUUAACUUAACGAUGAAAAUAUGAGAAUAAUUUCACUUUAAUUAGGGAGAUAUACACUUUAGCACAACGAUUGCACAUAAUAUAAUGUUAUUAGUGGGUAGGGUGGAAAAUGAAAUGUAUCAUGCAUUUAUACAUUCCUUUUUUCACAUUUGAUUUUAAUAAAUGUACGAGAGAGGUGUGCUCUUGAAAAUUUGUCAUACUUCUACUUUUUUUGUUGAGCAAAAUCACAUGAAAAUACAUAUAUGUGAAAGUUUAUGACAGUAUUUAUGCAUUGCCAAGUACAGUUUUAUACUCAAAUAAUGUAAGUAAUGUCACAACUAUUACCUUAUAACUGCAUUUAUUGUUAUCUAUAACCUGUUUGUAUAUACCUUGGAAAGAUGUCUAUCCAUGUUCUAUGUAGCAUCUACUAGGGAAAAUUUAAAAUGAAUUAACAAAUUAUGACCAGAUUUUUUAUGGACAAGGGACAGUUAUGGUUAGCUCUUCCCUUCUUGGAAACCUUCAUAUUUUGGUUUGUACUCCACAUGUACUUGAUUUAAUUUAUGUUUUUCCUAUGCUUCAUGUCUCAUAGAAAUUUACAUGUUUUUCUAUUUUUAGCAAACUUUAGUUAAGGCAAUCAAAUAUUAUCGAAUACGUACUGUAAAUAUUUCAUGUUUUGAUUUUUACAUUGAUCUUAUUAUUUUAUGAAAAUAAAUGAUGAUAAACUGUG